Molecule: messenger RNA, 744 nt
Organism: Hevea brasiliensis (rubber tree)
Lineage: Eukaryota; Viridiplantae; Streptophyta; Magnoliopsida; Malpighiales; Euphorbiaceae
Product: putative pentatricopeptide repeat-containing protein At3g13770, mitochondrial
Exons: 2
Coding region: 1-744 (247 amino acids)
Biological process (GO): RNA modification
Molecular function (GO): RNA binding; protein binding
Source: RefSeq, a predicted model, not a curated record
AUGUCAUCUCCCACCUCUUUAUCUCAGAACCAGAUUGAUUAUAUUGUAUGCCAAGGCAUGUAUUCGAUGAAAUGCCUGAGAGGAAUGUGGUUUCUUGGGCUGAUGAUUUCAGUUCACUUCACUUUUGCUGCAGUACUACUAGUUUCUUGCACAGGUAUUCUCGAGGAAAAAAAAAAAAAAAGAACUUCUCGUACAGGUGCUUCUGGGUUUGAGCUAGGAAGGCAAAUUCACUCUCUCAUAGUCAAGCACAAUUAUGAAUCCCAUAUAUUUGUUGGAAGCUCAUUUCUUGACAUGUAUGCAAAAGCUGGCAAAAUCCUUGACGCUCGAGGGGUUUUUGAGAGCUUGCCAGAAAGGGAUGUUGUUUCUUGUACUUCAAUAAUUUCAGGCUGUGCCCAACUAGGUCUUGAUGAAGAGGCAUUAGAACUAUUCAGGAGGUUGCAAAGAGAAGGAAUGAGCUCAAAUCAUGUUACUUAUGCUAGUUUGUUGACUGCAUUUUCCGGGCUUGCUGCACUAAAUCAUGGCAAACAAGUUCGCAACCAUUUUGCUAGAUGUGAAAUGCCCUUUUAUGUAGUUCUUCAGAAUUCUCUGAUUGACAUGUCCUCAAAAUGUGAAAACCUUAUUUACUCGAGAAGGAUCUUUGAUACUAAGCCUAAGCGAACUGUUAUCUCAUGGAAUGCAAUGCUUGUGGGGUUUAGUUCGGGACGGAGUCAGGGGUGGGUUAAGGGGAGCAUUGGGCAUUUUUAA